AUGGCUACUCAACUAGCAUCUGAGAGUCAAUCAACUCCUUCAUACUCCGAGAAAGCCCCAACAUCAAAUCCAGAUCACGAUCCUCAAUUAGAGGAAAUCAACGAGACAGGCCAUGUUCAAGAAUUAGAACGCAAUUUCUCUCUGCUUUCCGUCUGUUCCGUAGGUAUCGUCACGGGAAAUACAUGGGCAGCUCUUGGAGGCUCAAUCGUGGUGGCAAUUUACAAUGGAGGACCUCCAGGCGUUCUGUAUGAAUUUAUUGCUGUGUCAAUCUUCUACUGGCUUGUUGCUGCAUCAAUUGCCGAACUUGCUUCAUCGAUGCCAAGCAGUGCUGGUGUAUAUCACUGGGCCUCAAUUACUCCGGGUCCAAAGUAUGGACCAAUAUGUGGGUGGUUCGCUGGAUGGUGGAAUACGUUUGCUUGGAUGAUGGGAAGUGCCUCAAUGGCUAGUAUCUGUGGUCAGAUAGCUGUUGCUAUGUAUGGCAUCUACCAUCCGGAUUACUCUCCACAACGCUGGCACGUUUUCAUCGGGUAUCUGAUUAUCACUUGGAUGUGUUGCUCUGUGGUGCUGUUUGCCAAUAGAGCACUUCCGAUGAUCAACACGAUUGGGUUGUUCUUCAUUCUUGCUGGUGUUUUUAUCACUAUUAUGGUCUGCGCGACUAUGCCGCACGUUACGGGAUCAGAAUACGCAUCUUCGUCCUUUGUUUGGGCAGACUGGUCCAACCAAACCGGCUAUGCAAGCAAUGGGUUUGUCUUCCUAGCCGGCAUGCUCAAUGGCGCCUAUUCGGUUGGAACGCCUGACUGUGUCUCUCACUUGGCGGAGGAGAUUCCACAUCCAAAACGAAACAUCCCUCUUGCUAUUGGCGCUCAAAUGAUCAUCGGCUUCCUCACAGCCUUCUUCUACAUGAUCGCCAUCUUCUACUCCAUUUCAUCCAUCGACGAUAUCUUGGCUGCUCCCUAUUUCCCGUUAGCUACAAUAUACGCCCAAGCUACACAAAGUAACGCUGGCACGAUGGGAUUACUAUUCAUUAUCUUCGUGCCGGUCUUUUGCUGUUGUGUUGGGACCUAUAUCACAGCCGGAAGGUGUCUCUGGACUAUUGCUAGGGAUGGAGCAGUUCCAUUUUCGGGGACGUUUGGACAUGUUUCGAGGAGAUUCAAGAACCCAUUCAACGCUACGCUCUUCUGCGGUUGUUUCUCUACUGUAUUGGGAGCGAUAUAUGUCGGUUCCUCGACAGCAUUCAACGCUUUUGUCGGCUCCUUCGUCGUCCUUUCUACUAUAUCGUAUCUGGCUUCUAUCCUGCCUUUCAUGCUCACUGGUAGAUUCUCCCAGUCUUCCAAAUCAACUGGAAAUGCAAAUGGGAUGAGACCAGGCUGGUUUCAAAUGGGACAUUUGACGGGACAUGUCAUUAAUGGAAUUAGUUGUGUUUACAUCAUUGUGUUUGUGGUUAUUUAUUGCUUUCCUUAUUCGAUGCCGGUUACGGCUGCGAACAUGAAUUAUGCCUGUUUGAUUACGGGGACGAUCACUCUUGUUGCGGGGUUCUGGUGGCUGGUUAAGGGGAGGAGGGGAUAUAUUGGACCGAAGGCUAUGGUGCAUGUAGAUGAGCCGCAUAUCUCGAGUGGUGGGGUUGUGGGCGAGAGUACGGAUUCUGAGAAGUUAAGUUAG
Molecule: messenger RNA, 1659 nt
Organism: Mollisia scopiformis
Lineage: Eukaryota; Fungi; Ascomycota; Leotiomycetes; Helotiales; Mollisiaceae
Product: choline transporter
Exons: 5
Coding region: 1-1659 (552 amino acids)
Biological process (GO): amino acid transport; transmembrane transport
Cellular component (GO): membrane
Molecular function (GO): transmembrane transporter activity
Source: RefSeq, a predicted model, not a curated record